AAGACAGAUAUUGCAAGUCUUUGAGGGAAUAUCCACCUGAUCAUUAUAUCUUUGAAGGAAUAUCUACCUGACCAUUAUGUUAAGCUUGAGCCAGGACAAGGGAUGGAGUUUGCAUCAUGCUGCUCUCGGGACUUCGAGAAAUGUCGGCCAAGCAGCAAUAGUCCAUAAUUCACCAGCUUCACACAACCAAAUUACGCAAUGUGGAGAGUUUUUAUUUUUUGCUCAUUUACCUGCUGCAAAUAUUAUGCCUUGGCAUGUAUUGGGCUACAUACGCCUGACUGAUGAGGACAACGCCUCUUCAUCCUGGAUAAUAAUCAAGAUCCUCUUCCAGGAACUAGCAGACAUCUGGGAGACUGCACAAGAGGCUUUCUGAUUUUGCAAUAUGCGGUUUUCCAUUAAUUUCUUCCAUUCCAUUGGCCUGGGUGGCUUGACAAAGAAUGUGCACAAGAAUUUAAUAGACAUGACUAGGCUCA
This is a messenger RNA of Rubroshorea leprosula, 473 nucleotides long. Lineage: Eukaryota; Viridiplantae; Streptophyta; Magnoliopsida; Malvales; Dipterocarpaceae. The record is from the annotation of a GenBank genome assembly.